GCAGAGGGGCUGCUGCAGCCAUUCAGACCUCAGGAGCUGGAAAUUUGCCAAGGAUGCAGAAGGAAAUGAAGAUGAUCAAAGAUGAGGAUGUGCAUUUCGACUUGGGUAUGAAGAGGACCCCCUCCUUUCCCCACUGCCCGCAGCCAGUGGCUUCCCGAGGGAAAGCUCCCCAAAGGCACCCCUUCCCAGAGGCUCUCAGGGGGCCUUUCUCCCAGUUUCGGUAUGAACCUCCUCCGGGAGACCUAGACGGAUUCCCUGGGGUCUUCGAAGGAGGUGGGUCUCGGAAACGGAAGAGCAUGCCCACAAAGAUGCCCUAUAGCCACGCUGCAGAAGAAGCCGCUCUUGCCCUCCACCCCGAGGAGAACAAAACCCACGGCCCUUCGAGCCUGCCUUUGCUGUUCCCGCAGCCCCCGCGCCCCAAGUAUGACUCUCAGAUGAUCGACCUGUGCAACGUGGGCUUCCAGUUCUACCGCACCCUGGAGCACUUGGGGGCCAAACCCGUCAAGCAGGAGCCCAUUAAGCCCAGCGCCGUGUGGCCCCAGCCGACACCCCCUCCAUUCCUGCCCACGCCCUACCCGUACUACCCCAAGGUGCACCCGGGCCUCGUGUUCCCCUUCUUCAUGCCCUCGGCCGCGCCCUUCCCCUUCGGCCGGCACACCUUCCUGCCCAAGCAGCCCCCCGAGCCUCUGCUGCCCUGGAAAGCCGAGCCCCAGGACAGUGAGGAGACCAAGCAGAAAGUGGAGAGGGUGGAUGUGAACGUGCAGAUCGACGACAGCUACUACGUGGACGUGGGCGGGGCGCAGAAGCGCUGGCAGUGCCCCACCUGCGACAAGUCCUACACCUCCAAGUACAACCUGGUGACGCACAUCCUGGGCCACAGCGGGAUCAAGCCGCACGCGUGCGCCCGCUGCGGCAAGCUCUUCAAGCAGCUCAGCCACCUGCACACGCACAUGCUGACCCACCAGGGCACGCGGCCCCACAAGUGCCAGGUGUGCCACAAGGCCUUCACCCAGACCAGCCACCUGAAGCGCCACAUGAUGCAGCACAGCGAGGUGAAGCCGCACAACUGCCGCGUGUGCGGCCGGGGCUUCGCCUACCCCAGCGAGCUCAAGGCGCACGAGGCCAAGCACGCCAGCGGCCGGGAGAACAUCUGCGUGGAGUGCGGCCUCGACUUCCCCACGCUGGCCCAGCUGAAGAGGCACCUCACCACGCACCGGGGCCCCAUCCAGUACAACUGCUCCGAGUGCGACAAGACCUUCCAGUACCCGAGCCAGCUGCAGAACCACAUGAUGAAGCACAGGGACAUCCGGCCCUACAUCUGCUCCGAGUGCGGCAUGGAGUUCGUGCAGCCGCACCACCUCAAGCAGCACUCGCUCACGCACAAGGGCGUGAAGGAGCACAAAUGUGGGAUUUGCGGGCGGGAGUUCACCCUGCUGGCCAACAUGAAGAGACAUGUGCUGAUCCACACAAACAUCCGCGCCUACCAGUGUCACCUCUGCUACAAGAGCUUCGUGCAGAAGCAGACCCUCAAGGCGCACAUGAUCGUCCACUCUGAUGUGAAGCCUUUCAAAUGCAAGCUGUGUGGGAAGGAAUUCAACCGAAUGCACAAUCUGAUGGGCCACAUGCACCUGCACUCAGACAGCAAGCCCUUCAAGUGCCUCUACUGCCCGAGCAAAUUCACCCUGAAGGGGAACCUGACGCGCCACAUGAAGGUCAAGCACGGGGUCAUGGAGCGGGGCCUUCACUCUCAAGGUUUGGGAAGGGGGCGAAUGGCGCUGGCGCAGAGCGGCGUCGUGCGGAGUCUGGAGCAGGAGGAGCCCUUCGACCUCUCCCAGAAGCGCCUGGCGACGGGGCCCGCGUUCCCGUCGGACGAGGAGAGCGCCAGGGGCAGCCCCUGCCACGAGGACGACGACCACGACGACGACAACGGCUGCGAGGUGCGGCCCGACAGCCCUGGCCCGGCCCCCCGGAGCCAGCAGCCCUGCGCGCCCCGGGACGUGUCUGCCACGCCCGAGCAGGCCCCGGAGGCGCGGGGGGCCACCUGCGAGCAGGAGGCGGAGGUGCCCGGGGGAGCCCGGCAGCAGCGGAGCCAGGGCCGGCGGGGGGCCGAGGGCGGCCCGGGGAGGGAGCGCGGCCGCAGGGACGAGCGCCUCAGCCUCAGGGCCCUUGCGAGCGCCCGGCGGGGGCCCUCUUUUUCUGAUUACUUAUACUUCAAGCACAGAGAGGACAGUUUGAAAGAAUUACUGGAGAGGAAAAUAGAAAAACAGGCAGUGCUUUUAGGUAUCUAA
Cynocephalus volans (Philippine flying lemur) is the source of this 2288-nucleotide messenger RNA. It is a transcript of the gene ZNF366, whose product is annotated as zinc finger protein 366. The transcript is spliced from 5 exons. Bases 54 to 2288 code for a protein of 744 amino acids. Gene Ontology annotation, molecular function: RNA polymerase II cis-regulatory region sequence-specific DNA binding; DNA-binding transcription factor activity. The record is from RefSeq and is a predicted model, not a curated record. Lineage: Eukaryota; Metazoa; Chordata; Mammalia; Dermoptera; Cynocephalidae. Gene Ontology annotation, biological process: regulation of transcription by RNA polymerase II.